AUGUUUCCAGUGUAUCUUUGGGCCACUGUAUCAUUAAUUUGCUCAGGAGUCAUCAUCCUAUUCAUCGUAUUAUUCUUCAAAUUCAGGAAUAAAUUCUCAGUGGCAUUGAUCCUUAUGGCACUCAUUAUUUUGUUGUGCACCACGAAUAUCUGUUAUGCGUGUUGCUCAAAACCGGAAUUUGACUGUUACGUUUUAAUUGGCUUCUGUGCUUUCGAAGAUUUGCUAACAAUCAUCUUGUGCGCCUUGAUAAGACGGUUAAAAAGUCAAGUGCUUAUUGUAAUGGCAGUCCUAGAUGUGGUCUUGUAUAUAAUUGGGACAGUAUUGUACUUCUUAUACAAAGAUUGUGUAUUUCGCCGUAUAUGUCAGGUGUAUAUUGCAUUGGCUGGUGGCUUCUGGAAUUCUGCUGUAUGUUUGGCAGCUCUGAUUAUCACUGAUCUUCUUAAAUGA
Messenger RNA from Trichobilharzia szidati, 447 nucleotides. The record is from the annotation of a GenBank genome assembly. NCBI's taxonomy places the organism in Eukaryota, Metazoa, Platyhelminthes, Trematoda, Strigeidida, Schistosomatidae.